Messenger RNA from Penicillium longicatenatum, 1737 nucleotides. RefSeq lists its product as uncharacterized. Bases 1 to 1737 code for a protein of 578 amino acids. Gene Ontology annotation, biological process: xanthine transport; transmembrane transport. Gene Ontology annotation, cellular component: fungal-type vacuole; membrane. Gene Ontology annotation, molecular function: xanthine transmembrane transporter activity. The record is from RefSeq and is a predicted model, not a curated record. Lineage: Eukaryota; Fungi; Ascomycota; Eurotiomycetes; Eurotiales; Aspergillaceae. The transcript has 4 exons.
AUGGAGACUAAUCGGCGAACGCCGGAGAAGGAGGACGCCAACACACCAGUGACUGUGUCAUUUGAAGGCGACAGAAGAUUCCAAGUUCUUGAAAUUACGCCGAUCGCCGAAACCCAAUGGCAAUAUCUUCGCCGUUACUUUACCACAUGGGAGGGAUGGGUCGGCAAUUAUGACUACCUCUAUCUUGUUACCCCAAAUAUUUGGCCGCUCAACAAGCGGUACAAGGAUUACGAAGCACCGUUUUACGGCUUGAACGAUGAGGUGCCGAUCAUUCUCACAAUCAUUCUGGGCCUACAACAUGCCUUGACAAUGAUCGGAUCCAUUGUGUCGCCCCCUCUUGCCAUUGCAAGUGGUGCAUUCUAUCUCAAUUCAGAGCAAAGCCAGUACCUUGUCUCAGCAGCAUUCAUAACCACCGGCGUUGCAACAGCUCUGCAGGUCACUCGAGUCCAUUUAACGAGAACCCCAUUCUACAUUGGAACCGGCCUACUAUCUGUGGUUGGCCCUACAUUUGAUAUCCUCGCAAUCGCCUUUAGCUAUGCGGAUAUGCGCUAUGCCAAUGGUACAUGCCCAUCCUCAUCAGAUGGAUCAAAACUACCAUGUCCAGAUGCUUGGGGUGCGAUGCUGGGUACCAUGCUAUGCACUGUCUGGAUCCAGAUCUUGUUAUCAUUCGUCCCUCCAAAAACGCUUAAUCGUAUUUUCCCGAAGAUUGUCACUGGAACUCUCCUUUUAUUAGUUGGAGUGUACUUGAUCUCGAGUGGCAUGGAAAACUGGGGCGGAAGUUCGAAUUGUGAUGGUGGAACAGGCUACUACAGUCUUUGUCCUGAUACUGCCGCUCCGAAACCACUACCAUGGGGAGAUCCGAAGCUCAUUGGGCUUGGCUUCAGCGUGUUUGUCACCAUUAUCGUCGUUGAGCUUUUUGGCUCCCCGCUAAUGCGUUCUGCAUCUGUCGUUUUUGGUCUCGCGAUGGGAUGCGCAAUCUCCGGUGCCACGGGCUACUGGUCCCGUGAUAAUAUUGAUGCGGCACCAGUGGCAACUUUUCUCUGGGUCCAUACAUUCAAGCUGUCAGUAGAUGGCGCACUGGUUCUCCCUCUUCUGAUUAUGUUCAUCUGCGAGGCUGUGAGCUGCAUGCCAGAUAUUCUCGCCACUGCUGAAAUCUCCGGCGUCGAUAUUGAUGGGAUUGAGUUUAAUAGCCGAAUUCAAGGUGGAAUCCUUUGUGAUGGGAUAGGCAGCUUGAUCAGUGCCUUGGGUACCGGGCUGCCAAUGGUCAGCCAGGCAGGAAACAAUGGUGUCAUUUCUCUUACCGGAUGUGCCAGCCGCAGAGCGGGUUGGUGUGCGUCGGCUUUUCUGAUCCUUAUGGGUAUAUUCGGCAAGUUCGGUGCAGUGUUCGGCUCCAUGCCCCCAUCGGUGCUGGGCGGCAUGCAAGUGUUCCUCUACAGUACUAUUACCGUCGCCGGUAUCCGAGUGCUCAGCCUGGUACCAUUCACCAGGCGUAAUCGGUUCAUUCUUACGGCUGCGUUAGGCAUUGGCUUUAUGGACAUUGUUUCCCCGAGUUGGUUCGACAAGGUCCUGGAUUAUAGUGGAUCAAAUGUCAACUUGGAAGGUUUUGAACAAGGUAUCAGCCUAAUCGUGGAGACACCGUUCAUCAUCGCUGCUGUUGUUGGCGUGUUGCUGAACUUGAUUCUACCAUACGACGUCAAACAGACGGAUGGGCUUCAACAAUCAGCACUCCCUGCCUAG